UAGCCCUGCUCUGCUUGCUCACUCUCCCACGACAAGCUAGCGCCAUCGACCAUAUCAUCUCAUUCUCAUAGUCAUCGGAGAAGAAAGGCUCUCCGAGAAGAGGGAUUUGAUUGCGAUGGGUUCGGAGACGUUCGUGGAGAUCCUGCUGGCCAUCCUGCUGCCGCCGGUCGGCAUCUUCCUCCGCUACGGCAUCGGCGUGGAGUUCUGGAUCUGCCUGCUGCUCACGGUGCUGGGCUACAUCCCCGGCAUCAUCUACGCCAUCUUCGUCCUCGUCGCAUAGGCAUAGCUUGUUCAUCAAUUGAUCAGAUCGGACUCGUGGAGAUAGAUAGAUAGAUAGAUCCAGAGGCAUCUUUGCUCCAGUUGCUCUAGCUGUUCAUGGAUGAUGAGAUGACUGGCGCAUCGGUGUAAACAGGAUCUCAUCUCUGCGCAAUGAAUAACCACCCUGCAUGCCGGUUCAGUUACUAGACCAGCUACUACUGUUUUUCUACUGUUGUGCUGACCGGAGCGCUAUGUACUGCCGUUCUGUGCGUAUGAUUAUGCGUAUCGAUAUCACUUCUCCAAAUUAAUCUGUAUGCACGUAUGUAUCUUGCAUUUGUGAUUUGU
Messenger RNA from Triticum dicoccoides, 603 nucleotides. RefSeq names its product low temperature-induced protein lt101.2-like. The record is from RefSeq and is a predicted model, not a curated record. Gene Ontology annotation, cellular component: membrane. The coding region runs from base 116 to 280 and encodes 54 amino acids. The transcript is spliced from 2 exons. Lineage: Eukaryota; Viridiplantae; Streptophyta; Magnoliopsida; Poales; Poaceae.